UUCUAGCCUUGCUUUGAAAAAGCCAUUUUGUGUAACUCUUGACUGUGAAUGAACUGCUAACACAACUGUUGGGAUCACCCCUGGAAAAGCAUGUCACUCCAGAGGUCCUUUGCUUGACCCAGUACCCGGCAUUAAAAAAAGACGUGUUUUUCUUUCUUGUUGUCCCCUCCAUCAUUAUGAGCAUUGGCUUUUCACCCUUGAAGUAAAAAUGUUGAAAGCCGAGUCUUCAGGUGAACGAACCACCCUCAGAAGUGCUUCUCCUCACAGAAAUGCAUACAGAACAGAGUUCCAAGCACUGAAGAGUACGUUUGACAAACCCAAGUCGGAUGGGGAGCAGAAGACAAGAGAGGGUGAGGGCUCCCAGCAGAGCAGGGGUAGGAAAUAUGGCUCCAAUGUCAACAGGAUUAAAAAUCUAUUUAUGCAGAUGGGUAUGGAACCCAACGAGAAUGCUGCUGUUGUUGCCAAAACCAGGGGCAAAGGUAGACCUACAUCCCCUCAGAGAAGAAUGAAGCCCAAAGAAUUUGUGGAGAAAACAGAUGGCUCAGUGGUUAAGUUGGAGUCCUCUGUUUCCGAACGAAUUAGUAGAUUUGACACAAUGCAUGAUGGCCCUUCAUACGCUAAGUUCACAGAGACUCGGAAAAUGUUUGAGAGAAGUGUGCACGAAUCAGGGCACAAUAAUCGCUACUCCCCAAAGAAAGAGAAAGCCGGAGGGACUGAAGCACUGGAUGAGUGGGGGACUUCCAAGUCCAACCGAGGCAGCAGCGAUUCCUUGGACAGCCUGAGCCCCCGCACUGAAGCCGUGUCCCCAACAGUGAGCCAGCUGAGUGCGGUGUUCGAGAGCACCGAGUCUCCAAGUGCCGUGGUUUCUGAGAAGGCUGAGAGCAGUGAGUACUCUGUGACUGGACAUUACCCUCCGACUCUGCCGUCUGUUACCGUUACCAAUCUUGACACCUUCGGCCACCUCAAGGAUUCUAAUUCAAGAUCUUCAAGCAAGCAAGGUGUUGAGACAGAGGAUCCUCAGAAGACCCCUGCAACUGCAGAAGGGGCUCUGAAAGCCGCCUCUCUAGCUUCUUUGCCUAGUGAGGAAAUAGAGCUGAGCAAGGGAGCCGAGGACGUCACAUCUCCCCAGGAGACUCUGGACAGCACUGACACAGAUAUUCCUGACGAACCCUGUGCUGAAAACCAGGCGAUGCCAAAGUCUGAUCACCUCCCAGCACAGAACGAAGCCUCAGAAGAUGCUGAAGCUGAUGUGGUUGGGAGUGAGACAGCACAGCAACAGAAGAAAGAUCUGGCAGGAGGUGAUGUAACCUCGCCUGAUGCUUCUGCAUCCAGCUGUGGAAAAGAAGUGCUUGAAGACUCAAAUAAUUAUGAGAGUUCCCAUGUAUACAUGCAUAGUGACUAUAACGUGUACAGGGUGAGAUCCAGGUAUAACUCGGACUGGGGGGAGACAGGCACUGAGCAGGAUGAGGAGGACGACAGUGAUGAUAACAAUUACUACCAGCCCGAUAUGGAGUACUCGGAGAUCGUUGGGUUGCCGGAAGAGGAAGAAAUCCCAGCAAAUAGGAAAAUUAAGUUUAGUUGUGCUCCGAUUAAGGUGUUCAACACAUACUCCAAUGAAGACUAUGACAGGAGAAAUGAUGAAGUUGACCCUGUGGCCGCUUCUGCUGAGUAUGAGCUUGAGAAACGAGUGGAAAAGCUGGAACUUUUCCCUGUAGAACUGGAAAAAGAUGAGGAUGGACUUGGCAUAAGCAUUAUUGGAAUGGGCGUUGGUGCUGAUGCCGGACUGGAGAAGCUGGGGAUAUUUGUCAAGACAGUGACAGAUGGCGGUGCUGCUCAGCGGGAUGGCAGGAUCCAAGUCAAUGACCAGAUUGUGGAAGUGGAUGGGAUCAGCCUGGUGGGGGUCACACAGAAUUUUGCAGCAACUGUUCUGCGAAAUACCAAGGGCAAUGUCAGGUUUGUGAUUGGGCGAGAAAAACCAGGACAAGUGAGUGAGGUUGCCCAGUUGAUAAGCCAGACCCUGGAGCAGGAGCGACGCCAGAGGGAACUGCUAGAGCGCCACUAUGCGCAGUAUGAUGCGGAUGAUGACGAGAGCACUGUGGCUGAAUUGCAAGGAAUGUCUGGCAACUGCAAUAACAAUAACAACCGUUUCCUUAAGACUGGAGAAUAUGCUACUGAUGAAGAAGAGGAGGAGGUCGGCCCCACUCUUCCUGGCAGUGACAUGGCCAUUGAAGUCUUUGAGCUCCCUGAGAAUGAGGACAUGUUUUCCCCAUCAGACCUGGACACGAACAAGCUCAGUCACAAGUUCAAAGAGUUGCAAAUCAAACAUGCAGUUACAGAAGCAGAGAUUCAAAAAUUGAAGACCAAGCUGCAAGCAGCAGAAAAUGAGAAAGUACGGUGGGAACUAGAAAAGAGCCAACUUCAACAGAAUAUCGAAGAGAAUAAGGAGAGAAUGCUGAAGCUGGAGACCUACUGGAUCGAGGCCCAGACGCUGUGCCACACUGUGAAUGAGCAUCUCAAAGAGACUCAAAGCCAAUAUCAGGCCUUGGAAAAGAAAUACAACAAAGCAAAGAAGUUGAUCAAGGAUUUUCAACAAAAAGAGCUCGACUUCAUCAAGAGACAGGAAGUAGAAAGAAAGAAGCUGGAAGAGGUGGAAAAGGCUCACCUGGUGGAAGUGCAAGGCCUGCAAGUCCGGAUUAGAGAUCUGGAGGCUGAAGUGUUCAGGCUGCUGAAGCAGAGUGGGACUCAGGUGAACAACAACAACAACAUCUUUGAGAGGAGAACGUCUCCGGGUGAGGGCUCCAAAGCAGACACUAUGGAGAACAUGGAAGUCAGGCAAAUGUCUUGUCAGGAUGGCUUGAGCCAAGACUUGAAUGAAGCAGUCCCAGAGACAGAGCGCCUGGAUUCAAAAGCACUGAAAACUCGGGCCCAGCUCUCUGUGAAGAACAGGCGCCAGAGGCCUACGAGGACACGGCUCUAUGACAGUGUCAGCUCUACGGAUGGGGAGGACAGCCUGGAACGGAAGGGUUGGAGAGUUUCUUCUCCAGAAUCAGAUUCUGGUGUCGCACUCCUCACCCCUGUGGCUAGCCAUGGGGCCUUCUCAUCGCACCACGUGACUGAGUCUCAAGAAGGAUUACGGCUUCCAGAAAGGGACACUUUGUCCUCCAUCUCGGGAGACACUUCACCCUCAUCGCCUUCAAAGUCUGAUCAUGAUACAGAAGACGCUUCCUGCCAUCGCCAAGCAACGAAGAAGACCUUACAUGAAAAAGACGGUGCCAACUGUCCUAAAUCACUAAGAACAUCCAGUUCAUUCAUGGCACAAGGAGGAAAAAUUAAGCAGAAGUUUGUGGAUCUGGGGGCACCUUUGCGAUGGAAUCCCAACAAGGGGAAGAAAUGGAAAGAAAAAGAAGCCAGUAGGUUUUCUGCAGGUAGCAGGGUCUUCAGAAGCAAGUUGGAGAACUGGAAAGCCAAGCCUCCCCCCGCGGCUCAGGCCUCUCCUCGCUCUCCUUGCAUGCCUUUCUCAUGGUUUACUGAAAGUCGGAAAGGAUCCUAUUCCUUCAGGAACCUGCCUUCAGUUCCGAGUCCCCUUCUGCCUUCUCCUGAGACCCUAAUUUCAGAUAAAACAGGGUCCAAGAAUUUCACCUUUAAUGAUGACUUCAGUCCAAGUAGUACCAGCUCGGCAGACCUGAGUGGCUUAGGAGCAGAACCCAAGACACCAGGGCUCUCCCAGUCCCUGGCGCUGUCCUCAGAUGAGAUCCUUGACGAUGGACAGUCUCCCAAACACAGUCUGAGUCUGAAUCGGGCCAUUCAUGAGUGGAGUGUGCAACAGGUUUCUCACUGGUUAAUGAGCCUAAAUCUGGACCAGUAUGUGUCUGAAUUCAGUGCCCAGAACAUCACUGGGGAGCAGCUCCUGCAGCUGGAUGGCAAUAAACUGAAGGCUCUUGGGAUGACGUCAUCCCAGGAUCGGGCACUGGUUAAAAAACAACUGAAGGAAAUGAAGAUGUCUCUAGAGAAGGCUCGGAAGGCUCGCGAGAAAAUGGAAAAACAGAGAGAAAAACUGAGGAGACGGGAACAAGAACAAAUGCAGAGGAAGUCCAAAACAGAAAAGAUGACAUCCACGACGGAGAGCAACACUGAGCAGUAACCCCGUGGAAGUUUGAAGGAAGUCCCGCCCCUUCCUGUCCCCCUUCUCCUGCAGAGGAUGAAGAAGAAACUGAUGGGGAUAAUGCCAUUGUAGGCAGUUUAAAGAACUGUGUGUUGGAUUCACUCCUAACUCUAACAUAAUAAUCCCAAGCCACCUUUGGUUUAUUAAUUUAUUAAUUAAUUACAAACCAGAAAUAUCAUUUUUCUCUUCUACUUACCAACAUCCUGCGCUGUGCUGAGUGUAUCGUGCCACGUAGAGAACCAAGCCGGACGCAGCCAAUGAGAGCAGGAUUCACUCUGGCGUUGUGAGUGGACUACCCAGAAUUUGCAGUGAGAGCCCCUAAAGCUGAGAUAGUAGCUGUGGUGGUUUGAGUGCAGAGGACGCUGCCUUGAGACAAGGGAGCUGCUGUGUCCUGGGUUGCAGAUCCUGAUACUGUGUGUAAGCGAGGCUCCCUUCGAUUUCAGUGUUAGAAGUCAGUCCCGUUGUGGGAAUGUGGGUGCCCAGCUCAUAAUUACCAGAUGAGGGAAAGAGCAAGAGUUGUUCCAUUUGCUGGAAUCAGAGAAAGAGAGAAAAUAGUAGUUAUCUGUUAACUCUAGAAGAAAUGAAAAAGGCUUAGGAACCCAGAUGUGGGUGCCCUAAGGGGCUUGCGGGGGGUGGCGGCAGCAUUUUCCUUCAUGUAUCGCCCAACAAAAAAGAGAAUAUAAGAUCCUGGUGCAGCCCUAGGUGUUGAGACCCGCUGGUGUGUUGGCCAGCCCAUCGAGCCCAGGGUGCAGUGGCCCUGACAAACAGUACAGCCCCUCCCUCCCGACAAAUUGGGCAGGAAAUUGAUUUUAAGGAAAGAAUGUUUUCAGGUUUCCUCUCCUGAGACACAUUCUGGCUGUCUUCAGCCUGCUUCUGACACAGUCAGGGGCUUGUCACGUAUUUUCUCCCCAGAAUUUCCCAGGUGGGCCCAGCUAGUGUUUUAACAAAUGCACUUUUAAGAACUUAAAACUAGAAAUACUGGUUGGAGACUGAGACUUAGGUAACAGUCAACCAGGAGUUUCUUCUUCUUCUUCUUCUUCUUCUUCUUCUUCUUCUGCUUCUGCUUCUGCUUCUGCUUCUGCUUCUGCUUCUGCUUCUGCUUCUGCUGCUUCUUCCUUCUCCUUCU
Messenger RNA from Arvicola amphibius (Eurasian water vole), 5288 nucleotides. It is a transcript of the gene Ppp1r9a, whose product is annotated as protein phosphatase 1 regulatory subunit 9A. The record is from RefSeq and is a predicted model, not a curated record. Lineage: Eukaryota; Metazoa; Chordata; Mammalia; Rodentia; Cricetidae. The coding region runs from base 209 to 4141 and encodes 1310 amino acids. Gene Ontology annotation, cellular component: actin cytoskeleton; postsynaptic density; dendrite. Gene Ontology annotation, biological process: calcium-mediated signaling; actin filament organization; neuron projection development. The transcript is spliced from 19 exons. Gene Ontology annotation, molecular function: actin filament binding.